This is a messenger RNA of Saccostrea cuccullata (small rock oyster), 5373 nucleotides long. RefSeq lists its product as uncharacterized. NCBI's taxonomy places the organism in Eukaryota, Metazoa, Mollusca, Bivalvia, Ostreida, Ostreidae. The coding region runs from base 1 to 5373 and encodes 1790 amino acids. The record is from RefSeq and is a predicted model, not a curated record. The transcript has 12 exons.
AUGGCCAAACAGCAAAUGCCCAAUUGUGAAACACAGUCAGUGAAGGACUUUUGGUUGAUGGUGACGACACCAUUGGAGUCGGGGCCUAAUGUGACGAUCCCUCAAACAGGGAAUGACACAAGGAUGUCGGGCGUGAGGAGGCAAACCCAACCAAGGGGCAAACAACUUAUUUCCGAACCAGCAAAAGAAGUACAGGAAUCACUAACACCACCCAUUGAACACACGACGAAAGGUGCCGAACAAGAUCUGAAUUCUAAACCUACAAUAAAAAACGUUGACCCUAAAGUUAUCAACCUUUCUAACAGACCUUUAAGUGACUCGGAGGUACAUCUGUUAUCGAAAGGUUUUAAACUUACUCCUACGCCUCAUAGUAAUAGUCAAGAAUUAAGGACCGAUAUUAAAGAAUAUACAAGAAAAUUGAGGCUAGCGGAAUAUUUUAAUAAAGAAAACGAGAGUGAUUCAGAUUCAGAAGAGGAAGAAGACCUCGUACGCAACAAAUCUCACUUUAACCCUAAAAAAGGACGAAACGAAAUUCUAGAUGUUGUUUGUGAGACAUUAAAUACUUUGCCGCUGAAUAAAAACAAAGAAAACCAAAAAAUAAAAUGGAAUCUAACAAAAGAAGAGAAGAAUGCACUUCAAUCAUUGUCGAGUGAUGAAUCCAUUGUUAUAAAAGAAGCAGACAAAGGUGGCGCAAUUGUAAUCAUGGAUUCUAAUUUUUAUAAAGUUCAUAUAAUGAACAUGCUAUCGAAUACGGAGUACUACGAAGAAAUUCCAAACAACAAUGAUAAAAAAACAAUGCAAAAAAUUAAGAAUCUUUUGAAACGCCAUAAAACUACAUCAAGUUUAACAGAGAAAGAGGAAGACUUCUUAAUGGAUUAUGAAUACAGUGAAAGCAAUUUUUAUGGACUACCAAAGAUUCAUAAAUCUAGACAAAUAAAAGAGGCUAUCAAAUCCCAGUGCUCGGAAUACAUAAUCUGUCCCUAUCCAGAAGAUCUCACAUUUCGACCAAUAGUAGGUGGGCCAUCGGCACCAACACAGAGACUUAGUCAUCUACUAGACAUUCUUCUAAAACCAUUAUGUUCUGGAGUCAAAAGUUAUGUACGAGAUGACUUUGAUUUUCUACGUCAUUUACCCGAGAAAGUGGAAAAUAAUAGUAAACUCGUUACACUGGAUGUAAUAAACUUGUACAGCAAUAUAUCAAGUUCCCUAGGACUAGAAGCCGUGGAUUACUGGAUAAGUAAAAAUCCCGAAAAAAUUAGCGGCAGAUUUACAAAGGAUUUUAUAUCAGAAGCAACAGAAAUAGUACUAUCAAAUAAUACAUUCGCGUUUAAUGGAAAACAUUUUAAACAAAUAAAAGGAACGGCUAUGGGCACAAAGAUGGCCCCUACGUAUGCCACAUUAACAUUAGGAUACUUAGAAGAAAAAAUGUAUAAGAAAGUGGAAGAGCAGUUCAACGAAGAGAUGAAACUUUAUAUUACUAACAACUGGAAAAGAUAUCUGGACGACUGUUUUAUUGUUUGGAAAUACAGUAACAACGAAUUGUCUACCUUUAAAACAUUACUGAAUGAACUUAAUCCUGAUUUAAGAUUUACAGCGGAGGAAAGUACAGAUAGAAUUCCAUUUCUGGAUAUCAUGGUAAUUAAGGAAAACGAUGUCAUUUUAGCAGAUAUCUAUUACAAGCCAACAGACACGCAUCAGUAUCUUCAUUUUAAUUCGUGCCAUCCACGGCAUACGAAAAGAGCCAUCCCUUAUAAUUUAGCAAGGAGAAUAUGCACCAUCGUAAAUAAGGAAACAACCAAAAUACAAAGACUACAAGAACUGAAAGAGUAUCUACGGAAACAAAGUUAUCCCGAAAAAAUUAUUGAUAAUGCUAUUAAAAAGGCCAUGGAUUUAGACAGAGAGGACCUCCUCAACCCUGUGCAACAAAACAAGACGGAUUCCAGGAUCUUGCCUUUAGUAACGACCCAUAAUCCCCAGAAUACAAACGUUGCACCGAUUGUUUACCAACUCAACGACGUUUUGAAAACAGACGAAACUAUGUCUAAAAUAUUUAAACAUCGGAAAUUCAUAAACAGUAGGAGGCAGCCGAAGAACCUCAGACGAAUUCUCACAAAGUCUUCUUUUAAAGAAACGACAGAAUUUCAUGUGACCAAGUGCCAGGAUCCGCGUUGUGGUCUGUUAUCAGAUUUAACAGACAAUCAGCGUGUCGUUCUCUUCACCCUGUUUCUGUGUGGAGAAGAAAAUAUUGUCUAUCUGGAUGAUGAUAAGGACGUCUCUAUGGGAGACAUUGAUGUCCAAAAGACACUGGAAGAGCUGUACGACAGAGGACUCGUGGGAUGUGUCGGAAACAUUAAUAAUACAUUCAUACCUCAGUAUUUUAUCCCAGAUUACAAUCGAUGUGAGAUAGUGGAAUCUUACAGAAAGAACUGUUUGCUGAGUGACAUAGACAAGGACUUUUUCUUGGACAUGGUGUCAGACAUGACCUUAUAUGAUUAUGUGACAGAGUCCCAUAUCUUUAACCUUGAUGUUUCAAGUCCACAAAGCAAAAGACCUAUAACAAUAAUGAGAUUGAUGAUGGAGGGGAGGAUGGACAGAGUAAUAAAAUGUUUUGGAGAGAGCGUUGACAGAAUAGUUCCGAAUCAAUUCUACAAUGAUUCUGAAAAUUUUGUCCAAUUUUGGAAGAAUUACUGUACCCGGAGAAACAUACAUCCUACCGAUUGGUCUAAUGGAGUCCAUGAUACAGAUGUCAAGAGAUAUUACUCAUUAUAUACAAUCCUUUCUGGACACGAGGAAGAAUUCAUGCAAUUGGUUUUAAACAAGCCAAAAUGGAGCAUACUUGUACUUAUUUUGUUAUCAAAGAAGUACCGUAUUUUAUACGCAGAAAAAUUGUUGGAAGAGAAAGUCGAACGAAUACGGCAUACAUUUUUAACACUGAUUGAUUCUGAAGAUGGAAUGUCUGAUAUCACGUUACUUAUACAAGAAUUAAUUGACAAGGAUAAAAUACUAAAGAUGAAUAAAGAGAAGAAUACACUAGAGUUUAUAUCAGAGGAUGCACGUCAUCUUGUAAUAGGAUACUUUGUUCUGAACUGUUUAAACUCGGAUGAGGACUACAAGAACUACAUUAAAUUGUCAUCAUUUGACUCGGUGUUUGAUUAUGUGCGUAGUUUAGACUAUGAAUGUGAUGAAGUAGGAAUCGGAGAAAGAUGUAUCUACGUACCAAUUACGUCAGAGGAGACCUUGGUAAGAGAGACUGGAAUAGACAUCGUUCGACACUUCACAGUGAAGGACGUCAAGAUUCAAAAUUUGGUGACCAAUAUUUUAAAUAUUCCAGAGGAAAUUCUUAACUGGGACUACGAAGCAAGAUGUAGGUACGUAGAAUGUGCAAAGAAAGGAACACAAACGAUUCACAGGGCUCGUGUGAUGAUUGUUGGUUGUGCUGGUGCUGGGAAAACAACUCUUCUGAAACGACUACAGAAGCGAUCUCUCGAUGAAUUACAACAGCUUCAAAGUACAAUAGGCCUUGAAGUGCAUGAGGACAUCUUUGAAAUUUUUGAGGGAAGUGAAUUUUUAAAAGCUGUUACAGAGGAAACAGAUAAUAAGGAAGGGAAGCAACUUUUGAGUGUCAUGGACUUUGGAGGACAGUGUGCAUAUUACGCCUGUCAUCAGGUGUAUCUCAGCAGAAGGGCUUUCUAUCUACUAGUGAUAGAUAUGUCUAAGUCGUUUGGUGAAAAAGUCGAUCCAGCACUCUGUGAACAGGAAGGAACAAUGUUUGCUGACUGGACAUAUGGGGAAUACCUCCUGUUUUGGCUGAAGUCGGUUCACACCUAUUGUGACAGUGAUGCCUCUGUAAUCAUCAUUGGAACUCAUCUUGACAGAGUUAAAGAGCAGAAUUCUGACACUUUCUACAACAGUAUACUUGACCACCUGAAGUUAAACAAACAUUUGAGAACACACUUGGACAGGAAAAGAUGCUUUGUGCUUGGCUUUCAGACAGAUGGUGCAUGUUGCAAUGAUUCAUUAUCAGAACUAGAGAAAUGUAUUGUUACAAUUGCUAAAGAAGAUAAAUGGAAUGAAACCAUUCCUACAGACUGGGCUCUUUGUGAAAUUGUAUUCAGAGAGAGCAGAAGACGAAAAAUCAGAAUGACUUCUAUCGGAGAUCUAUCAUUUAAAUGUUUUGGUGGAAACAGAGAAAAAUAUAUCCAAAUAGGAGAUGUUUUAAAGUUUUACCAUGACAUAGGCGUCUUACUAUACUUUAAUGACAACAAUAUGUCUGAAACUGUCAUCAUUGAUAUCCAGUGGUUUAUUGAUUCAUUUAAGAAUAUUAUUACCGACCCAAACCACGUCAGGGAUAUUGCAGAAAAUUACAUGGAUUGGUCGAAUUUUUACGAAAGUGGACAUAUUUUAGAUAGACUUUUAACUGAUAUAUGGAGCACCAGGCAUUUUGAAGUAAAUUUUUGGGACAGAAAUCAAAACAAAACAAAUCUUCUUCAAUAUAUACAGCGUCUAUGUCUGAUCGCUGUAGGUACUUACGCACAUUAUAUUCCCUGUAUGAACAAGCGUGCGUUUGGAAUUAAAGAAGAAAAUUAUUGUCGAUCUCUUCAAAGUAAAACCUCCGUAUUGGUCUUUCGAUUUCAGUUUCUGCCAUGUUUUUUCUACUGCCGCCUUAUUGUUGCUUGUUUAACGAGGACCAAUGGAGAAUGGAUGGUGUUAGAAGACAAUGGACUUUGUUUGUACAAAAAUGUUGCCUGCUUUGCUUAUAGGCAACAUGUAGUCGCUCUAGCGGUAAACAAUUCAUCAAUUCAGCUUCAGAUUUUUCAGCCCACCAAUGUUCUUGUAAUGAAAGAAGUAGCUUUGAAAGUACGCAAUGCUGUUGAAAGCUUACUGAAAGACCUGCUUUGCAACUUCCACAAGACAAUUGAAAUGUUUACAGUUGGAUACCAAUGUUGUAAACAGGAAGUGUUUCGGGAACACGAUGAUUGUUUUCUUGAAGAGAAAGACAUUUACAGAAAAGGGAAGAUAACUUGUCCAAGGCAUGGAAUGAUCAAUCACCACGUAAUAUGUGAAUCGUUUCUUCUACUUUACUGGAAAGCGGAUGUUAUAGCGGAUAUUUCAGAAUUGGACGACCUCCUGGAUCAAGAUGAAUGUACCAGUCUCUCUGAAUCAGAAUUAAGGAAAACGAAUUUCAAGACUUUUGAGAAACUCACAAAGAUAGGAAGGGACGCUUUGCAGCUCUAUUUUGACCGAAUAUUUCCACCUAUAGACCUAGUUACAACACUUACUUUGAACAAGGAAAGUCUGCAACGUGGACAAUUUAAAAUGAAUCAAGAUCAGUGUAGUUUUUUGUCCACGUUGCAGACUUUCCUUGAAAAAUGA